This is a messenger RNA of Dentiscutata erythropus, 209 nucleotides long. Lineage: Eukaryota; Fungi; Glomeromycota; Glomeromycetes; Diversisporales; Gigasporaceae. The record is from the annotation of a GenBank genome assembly.
GCAAAGGAACUCACUCCUAUACAGUCAAAGAAAAAUAUAAAGCCAUAGAAUUGGCACAUCAUACAUCAAAUACAUUUGCUGCUCAAACCUAUUUUCUCGACUUAACAAUGCUUGGUCAUCAAGGCAACCUUUUCAACAAGAAUUCACGAAGAGUUGGCUCUGGACAUCACGUAUUGUUUUCUGAAGAGGAAGCUCAACUCUAUGAAUAG